GCGCUGGGCGGGGCGGACCCGAGGGCGGCGAGGCGCCUUUGCUCCGUGUGUCUGCAAAGGGUGCAGGCAUGGCCCCGACCCGCGCCGGACCGCUUUCCUUAGCUUGCGUCGGCCUGGUCUGGGUUACUAUUCUGAUUUCAGGAAACCGUGCACCCCGUAGAUCCCGGAUCCCAGGACUGCUGGCGGCGUCCCGAACUCUCUGGACCAGAUGGCGGACCUCCGUCCAGAUUCUGCAUCCGAGCCCGAGUCGGUGUUCCCGCGGGAGGUCGGACUCUUCGCCGACUCUUACUCGGAGAGGAGCCGGUUCUGUUUCUGUGGGCACGUGCUGAGCAUCACGCAGAACUUCGGGUCCCGCCUCGGGGUGGCAGCGCGCGUGUGGGACGCGGCUGUGAGUCUGUGCAACUAUUUCGAAAAUCAAAAUGUGGAUUUCCGAGACAAGAAGGUGAUCGAACUGGGUGCGGGGACCGGCAUCGUGGGAAUCUUGGCAGCGCUGCAGGGGGGGGAUGUUACCAUCACUGACCUGCCCCUGGCCCUAGAACAGAUCCAGGGGAACGUCCAGGCCAAUGUGCCAGCUGGAGGCCGGGCCCGGGUCCGCGCUUUGUCCUGGGGGAUUGACCAGCAUGUCUUCCCUGGCGAUUAUGACCUCGUGUUGGGGGCUGAUAUCGUGUAUCUGGAGCCCACCUUCCCACUGCUGCUGGGGACCCUCCAACACCUGUGCGGGCCCCAUGGCACCAUCUAUCUGGCCUCCAAGAUGAGAGAGGAGCAUGGGACAGAGAGCUUCUUUCAGCACCUCCUGCCCCAGCAUUUCCAACUGGAGCUGGCCCAGCGGUAUGAGGAUGAAAAUGUCAACAUCUAUAGGGCCUGGCAUAGGGAUCCAAAGCCUGCUUGAUGUCACCCUCCUGCUUCUCGGAAUCCCUUGUCCUAAUGAAGGAACUGCCAUAUCUCCAAAGUCAGAAACAUAAGGACCUAAAAGGAUGGAUUUCCCUUGCCUCUCUCUUUCCUCUUUUCCUCUGUUCCCUCGGGUACCCUUGGGCAGGUGCAGGGACGUGACUGCUUGUUAAGAAUCCUAGAGCCCUAGCAGCACUGGGUUAGAGCAUAAAGGAAGUUCCUAGCUCUUGUUCUCAGCAAAGGAUGAUGAUGGGAGGGUAUCCAGGGUUUUUAGGGGAAGGGGGGAUAAAUGAAAUGUGAGAGCAGUGGCUGCAGAGAGAUGGUCACUGAUCACUUCCAGUCCUGCUGUUGUCUUUUUAUAAUUUUUUUUAAAGGAAAAGAAACAUGAGCACUAAAGAUCUCUUCUACAUCCAAAGAACUCAAGCUUUUGUUGGGGGGCUGGGAAGUAAGAAGCCUCAGACCACGCAUUUGCUUCUAGAGAUAGCCUGGUGGGACCAUGACUCUAACUGGGUCAACUCCCAGGCCUGAAGCUGGGGGUAGGCAGCAGAGCUGUCCUUUGGUCUGUAAUUUCAUCCUUUUUGGAGCUGGGGCCCUAAUCACUAAGUUCUUGGUUCUUCUGUUUAUUUUUCUUUAGGUUUCCAAGCCCUGUUGGUCCUUUCUUCCCUGGUGAUCUUUCCUUCCUUCACCUCUUUUCUCUUCCCACUGUAGUAACUCUGGUUGGGGCUAUCCUUACUUGUUGAGCCACAUAUCACUUCCUCUGGACUCCUGGUCUCCAACUCAUGGUCUUCCAAAAUCAUCUCUGAUUAGCUUCUGCUGCCUACAGAAGCAAGAAUAAGCUCCUCUGCUUGGUACUCAGUCUAUCUCGUGUAAUCCCAAAUUUCCAUCUACUUCAUUUCCCACUGGUUUCCAAAAUGUAUUGCAACCUCAGACCAAAUUACAAAAGGUCUACUCUUUGUUCCUUAAACACACACCAAGAUUCCCUGACUUCUUUCUUCAUUCUCUGAUGAUUCCCUCCCUGGAAGGGCUAUUUCUAUCUGUCAAAAUCUUCAUUACUCUUAGCCUGAAAAGAGCUUUUCCUGAGCCUUCUGUUUGGAUGUGUUUUCUUUCUCUUUUGACACCCUUUAACUUCAUCUAAUGAGAUUUGUCUUGUGUGGUCAUGUGUCUGCUCCCUAUUUUCUCACUAUUAGAUUACUUUGGAGGGUAGGGCUGUAAUUUAUUAUCUGUAAUUCCCUGAAGCCUCCUAGCAUAGUUCCUGGCACACCGUAGUGUUCAACAAAUAUUUUGUUCAUUCAACAAAUAUUUAUUGGGUUUGUUGACGGGAUUAGGCCCCUAUCUCCCUUGGCGACCUCUGGCAAAUUUCUGAACCCACCCACCUAUCUCAUAAUUUUGUCUUGACUCAUAAAUGGAUAAUGGAUAUGAAAGAGCCUUGGAAAUAAAGAAACAAAGUAUUACCACA
Messenger RNA from Miniopterus natalensis, 2344 nucleotides. RefSeq names its product EEF1A lysine methyltransferase 3 (gene EEF1AKMT3). NCBI's taxonomy places the organism in Eukaryota, Metazoa, Chordata, Mammalia, Chiroptera, Miniopteridae. The record is from RefSeq and is a predicted model, not a curated record. Gene Ontology annotation, cellular component: protein-containing complex; cytosol.